Molecule: messenger RNA, 1673 nt
Organism: Medicago truncatula (barrel medic)
Lineage: Eukaryota; Viridiplantae; Streptophyta; Magnoliopsida; Fabales; Fabaceae
Product: F-box/kelch-repeat protein At3g23880
Exons: 1
Coding region: 385-1470 (361 amino acids)
Molecular function (GO): protein binding
Source: RefSeq, a predicted model, not a curated record
AAACCCAUCAAAUUUUUGAUUGUUUGAACAAAAAAUCACAUUCAUUCAAACCCCCACAUCAUGACACAAUGAUUCCUCUUUGCUACUUCGAUUUUUAUUUUGAAAAUUGCUCCUCUCACCAUAAUUUUUCUCCAAAACAAAUAUGAGGAGUGGAGUUGAGUCGAUAAGAAAUAAAGUGAGAGGGAGAAGGUAAAGUAGUUUUUUGAUUUCAUUCGUCUCUAUUUAUCGAGGUCAAUCACAGCACACUUAUUUUUCAAAUCAAUAGAAGAUGCAAGCGGCGGUGAUGAAGUAGAAUUAAACAAAGGCGAACUCUCUGUGAUUCAUAAACUUCGAUUUCAUUCGUUGAUUCAUCCAUGUGCCAGGCCUGCGCCGCCACGCUCACAAAUGGUAUCGAGAACAACCGUCACAAAGAGUCGGCGCUCGAAUCCCACUCUUCCAUUCGAUCUUGUUGAAGACAUUCUCUACAGGCUUCCAGUCAAAUCCCUCGCACAGUUUAAAUCUGUCUCCAAAUCCUGGAAAUCUCUCAUCUCAGAUUCAAAUUUCACCAAGAAGAACCUUCGCGUGUCAACCACGUCCCACCGUCUCCUCUUCCCAAAAUUAACCAAAGGCCAAUACAUUUUCAAUGCUUGCACUCUCUCUUCCCUCAUCACAACAAAAGGGACGGCCACCGCCAUGCAGCAUCCUCUCAACAUUCGAAAGUUCGAUAAAAUCCGUGGCUCUUGCCACGGCAUCCUCUGUCUCGAACUCCACCAAAGGUUCGCUAUUUUAUGGAACCCUUUCAUUAAUAAAUAUGCAAGUUUGCCACCUUUGGAAAUCCCAUGGAGUAACACAAUAUAUAGCUGCUUUGGCUAUGAUCAUUCCACUGAUUCUUACAAGGUGGCUGCCUUUAUAAAGUGGAUGCCUAAUUCGGAAAUUUACAAAACUUAUGUGCAUACUAUGGGUACCACUUCUUGGAGAAUGAUUCAGGAUUUUCCCUGUACUCCUUAUUUGAAAUCUGGAAAAUUCGUUAGUUGGACUUUUAAUUGGUUGGCAUAUAAAGAUAAAUAUUCAGUUUCUUCGUUGCUCGUUGUUUCUCUUCAUUUGGAGAAUGAGUCUUAUGGAGAGAUAUUGCAGCCUGAUUAUGGAUCGGUGGAUGUGUUAAGUAUAUCCCUAUGGGUUUUGAGGGAUUGCUUGUCCAUACUUUCUAACAGUAAUACUUUUUCAGAUGUCUGGCUUAUGAAGGAAUAUGGAAAUCAAGAUUCUUGGACUAGAUUGUUCCGUGUUCCUUACAUGGGAGGUGUUGGUUCUGAUCCUUAUACAAAGGCACUUUAUGUUUAUGAGGAUGAUCAAGUGCUGCUAGAGUAUAUGAUGAAGUUGGUUGUUUACAAUUCUAGAGAUGGUACUUUUAAGACUCUUAAAAUUCAAAGACGCCGUGAUUGGAUGAUUCCGGAAGUCUGCCAAGAGAGUUUGAUAUCACCUUGUGCUGAGUAGUUAAUAAUAGAAUCUAUGUAGUAAUAUAGAUGUUAUCUUAUGCCACAUGUGCAUGACAUGAGGUUUAUGAACAACACAUCAUAAUUGCAACUUUAAGUUAAUUUCCAUUUAUGUUAUGUACCUUAUGGUUGAUAUGACUUUGUUGUCAUGACUUUUUUGUUAAUUGCAACUGGUAUGUUAAUUUUUAAUUUGUGUUAGGUGCC